Molecule: messenger RNA, 1458 nt
Organism: Styela clava
Lineage: Eukaryota; Metazoa; Chordata; Ascidiacea; Stolidobranchia; Styelidae
Source: RefSeq, a predicted model, not a curated record
GAAUCUGAUAUUGAGUCGAAAAGAUAAAACUGAUAAGAAAGAUAAGGAGGCACCUGACUCUAAAGUGAAGAGGAAAAAAAAUAAGUCAAAAAAAGAUAAACCUGAGCCUUCAGGAAAUCCAAGUGUUCUCAGUUUAGCUGCAGACAAAUUGUUGGCUAUAAUGGCUGUUGAUCCAGGUUCAAUUGAUAGCAAACCUCUACCAUGGGUAUGCCAGUAUAUAGCAUGGAUUCUAAUUGGACUUGUUGGUGGAGGAAGCUGUGCAGGAGCCGUAUUUUAUGGUUAAUAUCAUUUUCAUGUGGAUUGCUUGAAAGCAUAUUUAUUAUCGAGACAAUAAAAACCGUUUUACUGGCUUAUCUUGAUGUAGUUCUUAACGCACAGAUGGAUUUAUCAGAUUGGAUACCCCCACUAAGAGCGGAAGUUUCUCUCAAAGAACAUGAGUUUCCACAAGAACGGUUGAGAGAAAUUGUGGCAGAGCGAAAACAGCUUCAAAUCUACAAAGGUCCAGUUUCGAGAGAUGACAUGUCAUGAAUAUCAGGUUGUUGCCUAACUGCAGAUUUAUCAGUCUUUAAUCAGAUAUUCAUGUCAAAGAAACAUAUUUUAUAAAGGCAAGAUCUAUACGCAGCACACAAGUAAAAUUAGGACGGAACAGCGGGAUUAAACUAUAUUAUAGAUACAUAGCAGGAACCAGUUUCAUGCAGCGCCUGUAGUGUUUUAUAACAGGACGAAUACAAUGUGCUACUGUACAUACAGUAUUUGAGUCUGGACAAGACCGAUAGAGUAUAGUUUUAGGUAACAAAUGAAAAUUUCGCCGCUGCCAGGGUUUAGAAACGUGUCGAAUAUUGUGUGUCUUGACUGAAAAACGAACCUCCAAUAACUUCUGCAGUACGCGAAAGUUAUUGUCUCACUCCAAUAAUAGUGUGGUAAAUUGAUUUCGCAACAGUAGCAGUGAUAUCAGAAUGCCCAAUUUUUUUUAAGUCCAAGCGAGCGAAGAAUCGAACUUGGAGGAAAUUGUAAAUUAGGUACUGAAAUUUGAGCAGUCAUGUAACAUUUAUGGUUUGAGAAUAUUUAUUUUUUGCUGUUUAAAUAAUAUGGAUACUAGGCACGGUUUUUAGAGAUUUUUUCAACCAUUACGACUAAAAGUUAGGCAGGCUGUAGAUCUGAAUUUCCGUAUAUUUCGAACAAAUCUCAAAUAAAUGAUGAAAAUUUACUCCGGAUACAAUUACAAAAUCAAAUUAACAAAUUGAAUGGAACAUAAAAAAUACAAGAUUUUGUGGCGAUUUCAUUAAAAAUGCGACAACGGUGCCGAGCUUAUUGGCAGCGGUAGAAUGUUUCGUAUGCGUGUAUGCAGUUAUUUGCAUAUUUAUUCAGUACUCAUUCUUUUUCGUGUAUAACCUUAUUACUAAUCAGUCGAUCGCGAGCUAUUUUGAAGAUUUUAGUCGAUCGCGGUCAAAAGCAGGU